AUGGCCGAAAACGUGCUUGAAAACUCUGUUUCGAUCAGCAGUAUACCUUACGAAGUCUUGUACCAAAUCGUCUCGUUGAUCCCUUUAAAAGAAGCUGCAAGAACCAUCAUCCUUUCAUCUGCAUGGAAGCACUUAUGGACACCAAUUCAAGUGUCCUUAAACAUAAAUUCUGAUCAAAUAACAAGUCAAGAAUCCGGUCAACAGAUGAACGAGAUCAUCUCUUCUUUCUUAAAAACGUACGAAAACAGUUACCAAAUCCUUAAUCUCUCCUACCUUGAACCAAACUCGCUUUGUAAAGAAGCGCUCCUCUUGAAAGCUAUUAAGGGAGUAGAAAAAGAGCUUUACAUAAACUUCCAUGGAGAAAAUGCAGCUAAACUUUUUGGUUUGACCAUUGAAUUGCCAUUGUGUGAAAAUGAACACUUCUUUUCUCUUAAAACCCUCCAUCUUAGGUCUAUCACUGGCAUCGCAGAAAGCUUCUUACCAUCGUUGUUUUCCAGUUGUCGGAAUCUUGAAUCUUUAAGUCUUGAAAAAUGCAAUGUCUUACAAGAUGUUGAACUCAAAGCACAUGACUUGUUACAAAAGUUUUCCGUUUUGGACUGUGAAAAGAUCAAACAUAUCAAUGUUUCAUCAGCUCCGAAUCUUAAGUCUUUCGUAUACCAAGGACCUUUAGUUAAAGUUCUGGUGAAAGAUGCGCCAAAGUUGUGUGAUGUUACACUGAACAUGAAGGGUACAUCUGCAUUAUGUGAUUCCAAUGAGUUUAACUCUGAAGAUCUUGUCCAUCUUCUUGCAUCGUUCAAGGAUGUCGAGACUCUCACUUUAAGUGGUUGGCUUCUUGAGUGGUUAUGCACAAGAAUAACUUUUGAUGAGCUUGAAUUCAAGUUUGAAAAGUUGAAGGAACUUUCAUGGAUAGAUUGUUGCAUGAACACACAAAAAAGGGAUUCACUUGCUUCUUUCUUAAACAUCACGCCAUUGUUGGAGAACUUGUUCAUCAAGAUUAACAAAAAAUGGGGUACAAUAACAAGAUCACAGUUUCAGCAAUGUUGUCCGCAAGUUUGGCCCGAUACCAUACCCAUUAAGUUAGAUGAUUCACAACUCAAGCAUUUGAAAACGGUGACAUUUUUUGGGUUCAAGAUCAAAGAAGAAAAUAAAAUGCUGGCUGCGUUGAUGGAUCUUUUGCUUAAAAAAGCCAUAGCUAUCAAGAAAAUGAGUGUUGCAGAACCUGAAGAAAAGCUUUCGUGGGGGGUAUCUAAAGUCCCUAAAAGCCACUUAAGGAAGAUACGAGUAGCAGCAGCAUCCACAAGAACUUGCUACUCUUCUAAAUCUUCUUUACUUUUGACCCUGAACGAAGAAUGUCAUUUUCAGUUAACACCGCUCCAAUUGAAGUUUUGA
Molecule: messenger RNA, 1389 nt
Organism: Erigeron canadensis
Lineage: Eukaryota; Viridiplantae; Streptophyta; Magnoliopsida; Asterales; Asteraceae
Product: F-box/LRR-repeat protein At3g26922-like
Exons: 3
Coding region: 1-1389 (462 amino acids)
Molecular function (GO): protein binding
Source: RefSeq, a predicted model, not a curated record